AUGCUGAAGGAAUGGCUUCGAGGAAAGCAGAGCGAAGAACCCGUUGCGCAAGCGGAACCAGUGAAGCGAGGCGCACUGGGUGUCGAUGUCGAGUCCUCACUAGAGCCUUCACAAGAGGAGAUCAUUGCACAGCGUGAGGAUGCCUUUCGAAGGAAACUGGCAGCUAGCGCCAAAGAGGGCCCACCAUCGCCAGGAAAAGUGGUUGCAUAUGACACGCUUCUCCGCCCCUUGCAAAGGCUUUUGCUUGAUGGAAAUGCAGCAGAGACGCAGGAGGGUCUCACAAUCAGCGUUGCCCGCAAUGCGCAGAACGUCAUGAUGUCUACCAAGACAAUGCUUGUAUCUCCACAGAUGUCCAACUGGGAGUUAAGUCUACAAAUGAACGGGUUCAGCGACAUUGUCGUGGCGACGUAUAAUACGCUCAGUCGGUGGAGUUUGAUGUACCAGCGUGUGAGUUCAACAGGAGCACUGCUCUUCGCGCAGUGCAUGGCGCAACGACAACAAGGGAUGACACAAGGCACCGUGGUCGGUAUGAUUCAAUAUCCGUGGGUCCAAGGAGGCUGUACGCAGGUACAGUACGUGAAGGAUCAGUCAUUUUCAGUGAGUCAUGCCCAGCGUCUCAUUAGGGGAUUCUACCUGGGCUCGAAUCUUUCAUGGGAUGCGCUGACUAAAGGAACAUCGCUGUCAUAUGCGGGAUGCAUAACAAAUCCCUCGAAAACGGGUUCACUGGCUGCGGAGUGGUCCCCCUCCAAAGGUGAAUGGAAGGUGGGGCUCACGCGUAGCGACUGGGCCAGCGACGUCGAGUUCGCGAUGCAGUUAGAAUACACGAAGAAGGGGCAGAGCGGCUUGAUGGGCCUUUUGAGCUUUGGCACAAAGAAACAGUUCGUUGGCGGAGGAUCUGUAAGCACGGCCAUGCUCGGAUUUUCACAGUUGAAGGCGGUUGUGGAGGUUCCCUUUGGUGGUGAUCGCAGUGGUUUCAACCAGUUUAUGUGUAUGUACAAUGCGUUGUACGACAUUCACUCAGGAGGUUUGAAACAUGGUGUGGUAUUCACUGCCUAA
Messenger RNA from Trypanosoma brucei brucei TREU927, 1056 nucleotides. RefSeq lists its product as hypothetical. The transcript has a single exon. NCBI's taxonomy places the organism in Eukaryota, Euglenozoa, Kinetoplastea, Trypanosomatida, Trypanosomatidae. The record is from RefSeq and is a predicted model, not a curated record. Bases 1 to 1056 code for a protein of 351 amino acids.